GUCGCAUCGUGUGUGGCGCUCUUCUCUCGUUCGUGUCAGAUUGUGUCAAACAACGUGUGCAGUUUUCCUAAAAUAACGCGAGCGUAGUGCUUUUUUUCAAUUUCACAAGCCUAUAGCGCUGCGGUAUUCGGCUUCGUUUCUGUGCGUUUCGCAGUCUUAUGUGAUUUAGCUCAACCCGCGGGACACAUGCGCCACCUCUGAAAACAGCUUAGACAACGAACGUCCCAGAAAUUUCCCUGAAGUCCGCUGGUGUGCUUGGUGUGCACGAAAGGUUUCGUGGCUGAGCAACAUGGCCGGACGCGACGGUGUCAGCAUGGUGGCUAAACCACAGCGGCCAAGUUUCUUCUGGUACACGGUGGUACCGCUCGUCCUAAUCCUGAGCAUGCCCGUCACACUAAUGUGCGCCAUCUCCUUCGUGAUCACUCACAAGUCGUCUCCAUCCCUCGCCCUCAAGUCAGGAUUCGGGAAAUUCGUUUACAGCUCAUGCACAGACCAAGGCUUCGGCACGUGGGAGGCUUGGACAUUCGCUGUCGCCUUCACACUGUACAGCGGACUCUCGAUCCCGCUGCUCGCCGGAAAAGCAUACCGCGGCCCACCGACGUCCUCGGGAUUCAGGCCCGUCUACCGAAACUCGGGAUUCACUUACUACGUCCUGUCCAUGUUGAUCGCUGGCUACUUCCUGGUCGAGAAAGACUUGCCCGGUUACCCGAUCUACAAGGGCAUACCGUCUUUGGUCGUGGUGCUGACCAUCGAGGGUUUUCUCGUUUCGGCGCUUCUUUACGUGAAAGGAUUGACGAGUCCAUCUCCAGGAGAACACGGCCCCUCCGGAAGCGCCGUGUUCGACUUCUACUGGGGACUCGAGCUGUACCCUCGCGUGGGCAAGAGGUUCGACGUCAAGCUGUGGACGAACAGCCGAUUCGGGAUGAUGCUGUGGCAGCUUCUCGUGCUGGUCAGCUGGAAGGCCCAGGUGGAGACCUCGGGCUGGAACUGGGCGAUGGCGGUGACGUCUUUUCUGCAGACUGCGCAUGCGGCGAAGUUCUUUUGGCGAGAGGACUCUUACAUGCAGUUCGAGGACGUCGUAGUGGACAGAUCAGGCUACUACUUAUCUUUUGGCUUUAUCGCCUUCAUGGGCCCGAUAUACGCAAUUUCGAACUUCUACAUGGUGGAGCACUGCCCAGACAUGAGCUUGGUCCCGGCAAUUUUUAUGACGGCCGUGGGACUGGUCGUGAGCCUGUUGGCGUACUUGUGCAACCGCCAGAAGCAGCUGGUCAGGGAAUCUCAGGGCGAUUGCUCCACCUGGCGAUCUCCAGCGAGGGUAAUCCGGGCAACGUACCGGGACAGCGCUGGCAAAGAAAAGACCGACGUGCUGCUGCUGUCAGGAUUCUGGUCGUUUUGCCAUCGACCCGACUACGUACUUGAGAUCCUCACCCACGUGUCCUGGGUGCUGCCAGCGGGAGGACAAAGCCUGGUGCCGUAUUUGAGCACCGUCUUUCACGCGUGCCUGUUGGCGCACACGGCGUACCGAUUCGAGAAACUGUGCGCGGAGAAGUACGGCCGCCAUUGGAGGGAGUACUGCUCCGUCGUCAAGUACAGAAUGAUACCUUACAUCUACUGAAAUGUCGAUGCUUAUGAAAAUGCUCGUGUAUGCUUUCAAUCUACGUCUGGUUUCAUGAAGGUAGUAAAUGAAGCUAAGAGGGAAUUUCCUUUUUCGUAGUUUGUCCAUGUUAUAAAAUACCCACUGCUAUCUGUC
Messenger RNA from Dermacentor albipictus, 1750 nucleotides. RefSeq lists its product as uncharacterized. Gene Ontology annotation, cellular component: endoplasmic reticulum membrane. The record is from RefSeq and is a predicted model, not a curated record. Gene Ontology annotation, molecular function: 7-dehydrocholesterol reductase activity. NCBI's taxonomy places the organism in Eukaryota, Metazoa, Arthropoda, Arachnida, Ixodida, Ixodidae. Gene Ontology annotation, biological process: brassinosteroid biosynthetic process; cholesterol biosynthetic process.